Messenger RNA from Trichoderma virens Gv29-8, 1034 nucleotides. RefSeq lists its product as uncharacterized. The transcript is spliced from 3 exons. NCBI's taxonomy places the organism in Eukaryota, Fungi, Ascomycota, Sordariomycetes, Hypocreales, Hypocreaceae. The coding region runs from base 504 to 833 and encodes 109 amino acids. The record is from RefSeq and is a predicted model, not a curated record.
CUCCAAGAUUUUAUCCAUUGUGCUACCUCAUCAUGUCUAGCCCUGUAACCGAUCAACCCGCCACCUCCGAGGCGCCGACAGUGACGGCGCCGGAGACUCAAGCCAAGCCUUCCAGCGACCCCGCGGCCACGGAGACUCAAGCCAAGCCUUCCAGAGGCCCCGCGUCCACAGAGACUCAAGUCAAGCCUCCCAGCGGCCCCGCGGCCACGGAGCCAAAUCUUGAGACCGCCGUUCUGGAAGGGUUCAAACCCUCCAAGCUCAAGGAAGGAUCCGAUCCUGUGCUGGACAGGGUCGAUCUCAGCCUAUUGAUCGUCAAUCCCGACGACGAUUGCUCUUUCGACGUGAACUACGCCAGAACUUACCCCGUACUCAUCAAGUGGCAGGAGGGUAUUUUCCUCGCCAAUAAGAGCGACACUUACUAUGUGAUUGGAUUCACGAACAAGACAAAGGAAACCAAGCCUAAGGGGUACUUGUUUGUAGCCCAAGAUAAGAUAGAAACGUUUAUGACAGCCCACCCCCUGGGUAAUUUCAAAGUAACCAACGAAUUCCUGUACGGCCAGAGCAACCAAGACGGCAAUGGCCGCUUCCUCGUGCUCCACGAUCCCAAGAGGAAGGUCUACCAGAUUCGAUUUCUCGAAGGACUGCUCUCUUGGGUCGACACCGCCGCCGAGACGUUGGGUGAAAUCAAGAAGAUGCCCAAACAAGUAAUCGACGCGCUCAAACUGGUGGGAUCGUUUGCGCCACUAUUUGGCCAGGAGCUGAAAAAGAUUUCCGAUGCCAGAAAAGCCACGCCAGCCCCAGCUCCCCCCACCCAAAAGCCGACUCAGAAGUAAAUGGGAUGUGAGAUGAUCUAGAUCUAGUGAGGGUCGGAGGAAGUUAGGACGUUUCUUGCAUUUCUUGCAAUCGAUUAUGGAAUGGCAAUGAGUAUGGAGCUGUGCCGAGGCUAUGACUCCUGUGACAGCUCUUCAAGCAUGAAUUCUCGCGAUAUAUAAAUUAAAUAAAAUCCGCUUUGCCACGCGUGAAAUUGGCAUUGU